AUGGCAACCGCAGGGCUGAAAAUUGAAGUUUUAGAACCGCUGGCAAGGUGUAGAGUUACAUUCAAUGGCCGUCUCAGGCAUGGGCAGAGGAACAAAUGGGACGCAAAUGACGAGGGGAAUCUGGUCCACGUCGAGUUUGCCUUUGUGAAUUACGGCCAAAUUGUAGCCGCAGAUGUCGGCGUCUGCAUACAAGAGAUGGUAGAGGCAGACGUUGCCGAUGUGCUCUUUACAAGAGAUCCGGUGACUGGUAACCCUGGAAUCAUGACCAUCAACGUAUCAUACGGGAUUGGAGAGGCAGUUGUGUCGGGAGUGACGGAACCUGACACUAUCUAUCUGCAAAGAAGUUUCAUUGAUAAGCUCGUGGUCAAGAGAAAGAUUCUGGGAAGCAAGAAGAUAAAGACGGUUGUCACCGAGAGAGGAGGAUUGAUGGAGCUGGAGACACAUAGCAUGACUAAUUGCUGCAUAACAGACAACACUGCACUAGACGUGGGAUACGUUGGGAUACAAGUUGAGAAGUCGUUCUCCGAUGCUCGAGACAUCGAGUUUGCAGUGAAAGAUGGCCGGAUAUACCUGCUUCAGGCUCGACCAAUCACGUCCCUUAAUAUCGAGUCAGAGUUUGAGCUCAUACAUGAGUGUGAUGGGCCGUUGUUAAUUGACAACGAAAUGUUUACAAAUGCCAACACCGGAGAAAUGAUGCCACAGGCUAUGACUCCACUCACCUCCGAUGUGUUUAUUUCCAAUUUUAAUGGUCUAGGGCAGGGUUUGAAAUGCUGGGCAGCAAAGCAUGCCAACGGUCAUACGCAGAAAUGGGAGGGUCUACAUUUUGCAAACAUUUCUUCCUUAAUAUGUGCACAGGAAUGUAUUACCUGAAUGAAUACACGGCAUUCGUCAACACAAAAGACGCAAAGGACGAAUGCGAGGUCAUGUUUUUUGGAAAGUCACUAGGUGAUGGAAAUUUGGACAUGAUCCAUAAUCGUUACAGGAAUCUCUACAUACCGUGGUACAGAAAGAUUAUGGGAGGUCUCCAGUUUCACAUAUCUGCGCUUAGAGGCAAGCGCUACAUUCAGCAAGGUAAAGCCAGGAUCGAAGCGACAAACACAGACUUCAGUACCACAGACACACAUUUGCUAUAUCAAGAAAUUGACAAACUACUUCAGACUGGUGGUGAGACAUGGAACUGCCACAUGAAAGCAUCAAUGGCUGCUUUCCUAGGCAGUGGCAUAAUCAGGCGAAUUUUGGACAGUGGUCUAGAUGAAGAUCACGCUAGCGUGAUGUCCGACGUUGCUCUACUUCUAUCAACCUGCCCAGACGUACUGAGUGCUGACGUACCACAUGCUCUCAGGAAAAUUGCGGGAAUGGUGAUUGACAGCGAUAAAGCCGAGUUCUUUCAGUCAUUGUCUUCAAUCGAGGCACAGCAUUUGUCUUCAAUCGAGGCAGUUCGUUGGCUAAAUACGGAUGAGAGCGGAGAGCUGAAAGUCGAGUUUGCCAAAUUUAUAGAGAUGCAUGGUCACAGAUGCGUACGCGAGUCUGAACUAUGGGAAAAUCCAUGGAGAGUUGAACCUGAAAAGGUUGUCAGAACCAUACAGGAUAUGACGAAAUCACCAGACAAGAUGAAGAACACGAAAAAGUUCAUGACAGAGGAGGAAGCCAUUGAGAAUAUUAAGCUACCAAUAGGCUUCAUUAAAACCUAUAUCUAG
Priapulus caudatus is the source of this 1697-nucleotide messenger RNA. RefSeq lists its product as uncharacterized. Gene Ontology annotation, biological process: phosphorylation. The record is from RefSeq and is a predicted model, not a curated record. Gene Ontology annotation, molecular function: kinase activity; ATP binding. Lineage: Eukaryota; Metazoa; Priapulida; Priapulimorpha; Priapulimorphida; Priapulidae.